Acanthosepion pharaonis is the source of this 684-nucleotide messenger RNA. The record is from the annotation of a GenBank genome assembly. Lineage: Eukaryota; Metazoa; Mollusca; Cephalopoda; Sepiida; Sepiidae.
AUGGUUACAUGUGCUGAUUUCUUUACAUUAUCUAUCUGUCUUCUUAUCUGUUUCUAUCUAUCUAUCUAUGUCUUCUUGGCUGCUCCUAUCUAUCUAUCUAUCUAUCUAUCUCUUCUUGUCUGUUCCUAUCUAUCUAUCUAUCUAAGCCUACAUUAUCUAUUUAAUCUUUACAUUAUCUAUCUAUCUAUCUAUCUCAGUCUUCUUGUCUGUUCAUAUCUAUCUAUCUAUCUAAGUCUACAUUAUCUAUUUAAGUCACUACAUUAUCUAUCUACAUUAUUUAUCUAUCUAUAUCUAAGUCUCUACAUAAUCUAUCUAUAUCUAAGUCACUACAUUAUCUAUCUAUCUAUCUAUCUAUCUAUCUAUCUAUCUAUCUAUCUAUCAAUCUUCCCCUCACACCCCACCUCGUCUGUCUUUCUCCUCUCUACCGUGUCAGUCUGUUUUCUAUCCACUUUCAUUCCGGCAAGCCAACUCCUAGUAAAGGAAACAGGUACUCUCUCUCUUUCUUUCUUUCUUUCCUUCCCACAAGAACCGAGACAUCUAAAACUGCGCACGCUUGACUCUCUCUUUUUUUUGGAAACUAUACAAACUAGACCUUCUGCACCCCGACAUCCUUCUUCCUUUGCGAAGGAAACUGGUUAUAAAGUUACUGAUCCUUUGAGCGGUCAUUUUUUUUUUCUUCUUUAA